Ilex paraguariensis (yerba mate) is the source of this 980-nucleotide messenger RNA. NCBI's taxonomy places the organism in Eukaryota, Viridiplantae, Streptophyta, Magnoliopsida, Aquifoliales, Aquifoliaceae. The record is from the annotation of a GenBank genome assembly.
AUAUUGCGUUGCCCUCAAUGUAUUUGUUUUGAGAUCUUCAUGAGCUCAGUUUCGUAUUUUCUAAAUUGUUUAGCCUGACUUGUUAGUGUGUUGUUAACACUACCCAUCUUAUUUAGCCCCCCCCCUUCUUUUCUUGUCCUUUAAUAAAAUUCUUCCCCAUAAGAGAACACAUGUUUUUCAACAUAGUUAAGUAUUUGUACUAAGUUUGAUUAAAUUGAAGCCUUUGUUUUCUUGGGUCCAUUUACAUAAAAUCCAAGAUUCGAAUAUUUUGUGUGCCUACCCUUUUAAAUAAUCAACUUCUUUAUUGAUCUACCAAAUUGAGUGCAAGAGUGUAAUGGGGGUGGCAUUAUAUACCAGCACUUGUAAUUGUUCUACUGUAAAAUCAAUUUCUUUUAUUGAAGCAUUUCUACGAAACACGACGAACAUGUCACAUUUUUCCGCGGAUGUUUCAUUGUUUUUGUAUGGGUGUGAUGGAGAUGACAAAUGGUGAUGAAUUAUUCUGGAUAGAAUUGAUUCAUCUUUGCAAUAGUGUUGCCGGAGAUAAUCAUGAUGUUGAUGCCGGAACAGUUUUGUGGUUCAAUGACUUCGGUGUUGAUGGUGGGCCUGCAGCAAAGGAAAUAGCUCCUAAACUAGUUGUUAUCCAGAAAUUUCUAACCUCUAAGUUUGGGAAAGAGGGACUGAAUAUUGAUGUCAAGCAUUGGGUUGCGGCCUCUAUUGCUUUCAAAGGGCUUGGUGGCCUUCUAUUUGUAUUUGGCAGCUCCAUUGGGGCUUAUCUACUGCUUUACUACUUGGCGUAUACCACUCCACUUCUGCAUGACUUCUAUAACUACAAAUAUGAUGAGCCACAAUUUUUUGUACUCUUGCAAGAGUUCCUGCAGUGCAUGGCACUUUUUGGUGCAUUGCUUUUUUUCCUUGGGAUGAAGAACUCAAUUCAAAGGAAACAAGCCAAAAGGAAGACUGUCAAAGCAAAGACGUCUUAG